UAUGUAUCUAGCCGAAUCAUCAUUCGAGCUAAUCUUAUAUACGCACGCGUCUUCAUCGUACUCAGGCCGGCAGGCACACGACGGUCAGACUUUGGCUUCUCUCUCUCUUUCUCUCUCUCCAUCUUCUCUCUAUAGGCAAGAAGAGGAGCUGAAGCGAUCGUACUUCUUCAAGGCUAAUGGCUAUAUCCCCUGAUCAGGCUUCCACAAACAUCUGCACUCACUGUGACAGAGCUAUUCCUUCGGCAAAUAUUGACUUGCAUCAAGUUCAUUGCUCUCGAAAUCUUGAAAGAUGUAAAGUUUGUGGUGAUAUGGUACCUAGGAGACACGCAGAUGAGCAUUUCCUAAACACCCAUGCUCUGGUUCCAUGUUCUCUGUGCAGCGAAACUAUGGCAAGGGAAAUCUUGGAUGUGCAUAAAGUUGAAAAUUGUCCCCAAAGGAUCGUCACAUGCGAGUUCUGUGAAUUCCCACUGCCUUCAGUUGAUCUGAAUGAACAUCAGGAAGUAUGUGGGAAUAGAACAGAAUAUUGUAAUCUUUGCCGCAGAUAUGUUAGAUUGCGUGAAAGAUUGAAUCACGAAAGCAGUUGUAAUGGUAAUCCCAAUACUACUGCUACUGCUGCUGAAACUUCCAGAACUGACACGAGGGAAGCUGAAAGAAGAAGGAACGAUGCUCAAAGAAGACAGCCACCGCAUCUAUUUCCUAAACGACGUCUCAUUUUGACAAUUGCAAUUACGGGUAUGGCCAUCUUUUUAGGUUCAUUUUUCUUUCAAAGGAAACCGGAGAAUAUUUCAGCUCAUUAUCGACAAGCUUAAGAUGAAAAUGUUGGACAGUUCUUCUAUUCAAUCAAAAACUCUUCUUCUCUUCCCCAAUAGUAAAACUUAUGCAGUGAUUUUAUUUACAUUUUGUAAAUUUUCACAUAAUUGAAAGUGAGGGAUUCAGCAACUCUUUUUAUCAACUUUAUUACUUCAUUUAGAACAUCUUAUAAUGUAUGAAUGUUUCCAAGUGUGGUGAUACAUUCUGCUUCCUUAUUAAAUUCCAUAGGAUGUGUAAGUUAAAUAUAUUCAAAUU
Molecule: messenger RNA, 1065 nt
Organism: Impatiens glandulifera
Lineage: Eukaryota; Viridiplantae; Streptophyta; Magnoliopsida; Ericales; Balsaminaceae
Product: TRAF-type zinc finger domain-containing protein 1-like
Exons: 6
Coding region: 177-809 (210 amino acids)
Source: RefSeq, a predicted model, not a curated record